GCGGAUGUUGCUGGUGCUGAACUGAAUCAAAAGUCGAGCAGUUUUUUCCCACAAGUUUGACUCAGCUUUGAAGAUGACGGGCGCUGUGAAGCACAGACAUGACAAUGCAACAGCAUUGGAACUCGCUGCAAUUGGCCUGGCACUUAUAACCAUUCUCAGUGUGUGGAAGUUAAAGCAGUUUAAAUAUAAACUUCUAAAUGAAACUGGAGGUGCAAUGUUUUAUGGUAUGCUCAUGGGGUUAACAGUGAGAUACUUGUCACCUGCACAGGGAGAACACGGGGACGAUGUGGCGACGAUGUGCAGUUGCGGUGGUCUUAAUAGCACUCCUCACAUCUUGACAGUCAACAUCACAUCCCAUUUUCACAGUUACAGACAUACUGCAAAAGUCAGCCAACGAUACCCACCGGUCUCGAUCCAUCAUACGGAGAACUUUGAUCCCGAGGUCCUUUUCAAUCUGUUCCUGCCACCCAUCAUCUUCCAUGGAGCUUACACCCUUAAUCAGAAACGAUUCAUUGAGAAUCUCGGAUCCAUUCUGAGUUUUGCUUUUUUGGGUACCAUAAUCAGCUGUAUGACCAUUGGGGCCUGCGUCUAUGGCUUCACCAGACUGAUGGUGCUGUUGGGCCAAGCAGCAGAUGGAGACUUCUUCCUCACUGAUUGCCUGAUGUUUGGUGCCAUUAUAUCAGCCACUGACCCAGUUUCAGUCCUUGGCCUCUUGUCAGACCUCCGUGUGGAUGUGGACCUGCACACCCUGCUGUUUGGAGAGAGUGUCCUGAAUGAUGCCGUGGCCAUCGUCCUGACACAUGCCAUCACCACCUAUAGCCAGAUGGGUGCAGGACACAGCUUUAACCCCCCCGCAUUCUUCCUCUCCGUCGGUCAUUUUCUUGGAGUUCUUGCCGGCUCCUUCCUCCUGGGUUUCAUAGUCACAGUCAUAACAGCCCUCAUAUCCAAAUUCACUCGGCUGUGUGAGAAUCCACUGCUGGAAACAUCAGUCUUCUUCUUGCUGUCUUGGAGCAGCUUCCUCUCAGCUGAGGCCGUUGGACUUUCAGGUAUUGUGGCAGUGCUGUUUUGUGGCUUAAGCCAGGCAAGGUACACAAUUCACAAUUUAUCCUCUGUGGGCAGGACCAGGACCAAGCAGCUCUUUGAAGUCUUCAACUUCCUUGGGGAGAUUUUCAUCUUCGGCUACAUGGGAUAUAUAUUGUUGACGUUUCCUCACCAUGUCUUCAAAGCCUUCUUCAUUUUUGGCGCAUUUCUCUCUAUCAUUAUAUCAAGAGCCUGCAACAUCUACCCUUUGUCAUUCCUCCUAAACCUGGGACGCACAACCAAGAUACCUCGCAACUUCCAGCACUUCAUGAUGUUUGCAGGCUUGAGAGGGGCUGUGGCAUUGAACCUGGCAGCAAGAGACACAUCCACGGAAGUGAAGCGCACCAUCCUCACAACCACACUGCUGCUGGUUGGCUUUACCAUCUGGGUGCUGGGUACGACCGCUGAUCCUAUGCUGCGCUGCCUGGACAUCAGAAUGGGGGUGGAUGCAGAUGAAAAUCCAGAGGACCUUUCUUUUGAGGUUGCUACAGGGAGGCCAGACACAAACCGGAGCCUAUGGCACUGUCUGGACUACAAAUAUCUGAAGCCGCUGCUGACACACUGUGGCCCUCCUUUGACUGACUCACUGCCACAGUGGUGUGGGGUGUUUUCGAGACUCUUCGGCAGAGUCCAAGUCCAGGAGGAUGAAGAGCUGUGUGAGAUUGAACCAGAUGACUCCACCUUCAUUCAUUUGGAGAAAACCGAGGACCAGGUUGAAUCUAAAAGAAGUGACUCUGGAUCCGAGCACCAGGAAGACCUGCUGGAGGGAGACCUGGGUCUUGGCACUGCUGCAGCUCUGCCCAUGGAGGCCUGAAGUUCCAGGAGUUACUUCUAACCCCAGCCUUUCAGCCCCCGCUGCCCUGAGGCUAAGACCCCUGCCUCCCACAGUGAAUGGGGUCACUGGCCAGGGCAUCUAAGAGGGGGCGACCGGGAGUCAAGAGCUGCAAUAGCUCCGGAAAGGUCAUGCACACCCCCCUUGUGCUGACAUGCAUGCAAAGACACACUUGCACAGAAGAAGAAAUAACAAUUACAAAGGCCAUUGCUCUUUCUGCUACUCCGCUGAUGAUUUUCUUGGCUUGUUUUGCUUCAGUUUCAAGGAAUUUAAUAGCUGACAUAGAGCGAUUUGUCGCUUAAACUUACAGUUUAAAUGCCUUACACAACAAACAGGAGGCAGAAAUUGACCUAUGUGUGCACAGUGUACUUUUGACACAGCAAGCAAUGUUAUAAUGCAACAGUUCUGGUCACACAUUAAUUGCUAGUAAAGCUGCUUCGUGCUACUUGGUUACAUAAUGUCUUGCUUUCAAGCUUAAGGGGGAAUUGCUCAUGAGCAUCCACUGUGAUUGAAAGCUACGGUAUUUCCCUUAAUCAGCUGAAAUGGUAUUUUUUUGCCAACUUUGCUCUGCUCUUCCCCAACUCCUUAUUAAACUUUUAUUGCACUGUU
Messenger RNA from Dicentrarchus labrax (European seabass), 2521 nucleotides. RefSeq names its product sodium/hydrogen exchanger 9. The transcript is spliced from 16 exons. Gene Ontology annotation, molecular function: sodium:proton antiporter activity. Gene Ontology annotation, cellular component: recycling endosome; membrane. NCBI's taxonomy places the organism in Eukaryota, Metazoa, Chordata, Actinopteri, Moronidae. Gene Ontology annotation, biological process: sodium ion transport; regulation of pH; proton transmembrane transport. The coding region runs from base 74 to 1894 and encodes 606 amino acids. The record is from RefSeq and is a predicted model, not a curated record.